This is a messenger RNA of Gastrolobium bilobum, 1571 nucleotides long. RefSeq names its product AT-hook motif nuclear-localized protein 14. The transcript has 6 exons. Bases 65 to 1183 code for a protein of 372 amino acids. Gene Ontology annotation, molecular function: minor groove of adenine-thymine-rich DNA binding. The record is from RefSeq and is a predicted model, not a curated record. NCBI's taxonomy places the organism in Eukaryota, Viridiplantae, Streptophyta, Magnoliopsida, Fabales, Fabaceae.
AAAUAAAAAAAAUUGCAGUGCCUGCCCUGGCAGCACACAUCUUUCUUCUCCUUUCUACUCAAAAAUGGAACCUAACGACAACCAAUUCAACUCCUACUUCCACCAUCACCAUCACCAACACCAACACCAACACCAGCAGCUCCACCAGCAACAGCAGAGCACAGCCACGACCACCAACGUUACUGGCCCGACAACAACCGCGUUGCCAACGAAUGGUUUGUUGUCGAACACGGAUGGGUCCCACAUACUGUACCCUCAUUCGGUUGCAUCUGCGGUGUCGUCGCAGCUGGAACCGGCGAAGAGGAAGAGAGGGAGACCGAGGAAGUACGGCACACCGGAACAAGCUCUCGCUGCGAAGAAAGCUGCUACGUCGUCGUCUCAGUCGUUCUCCGCUAGCCCCAGGGACAAGAAGCCGCCACAAUCUUCCUUCUCUUCCUCUCCUUACAGCACCACCACCACUUCCAAGAAAUCUCAUUCCUUUGCUAUAGGCAAUGCAGGACAAGGCUUCACUCCACAUGUCAUUGCUGUUGCUGCUGGUGAGGAUGUUGGCCAGAAAAUUAUGUUAUUUAUGCAACAAAGUAGGCGUGAGAUGUGCAUUUUGUCUGCAUCUGGUUCCAUCUCUAAUGCCUCUCUUCGUCAGCCAGCAACCUCAGGAGGCAACAUUACGUAUGAGGGUCGAUUUGAGAUUAUUUCACUAACUGGUUCCUAUGUCCGUAACGAACUUGGAGGCCGAACUGGUGGUCUCAGUGUAUGCCUAUCUAAUACUGAUGGUCAAAUCAUAGGUGGUGGAGUUGGUGGGCCCCUUAAAGCGGCUGGUCCAGUUCAGGUCAUCGUUGGUACAUUUUUUAUUGACACCAAGAAGGAUAGUGGUGCUGGUGUAAAAGGUGAUGCCUCUGCCAGCAAGUUGCCAUCGCCAGUUGGCGAAUCACCAUCGAGUUUAGGUUUCCGCCAAACAGUUGACUCUUCCAGCGGGAAUCCAAUCCGGGGCAAUGAUGAGCAUCAAGAUAUAGGGGGAAGUCAUUUCAUGAUUCAGCAACUUGGUUUGCAUGUGACGCCUCCCCGGUCCACAGACUGGGGGAGUCAUCAGGAUUCAAGAAAUGCUGGCUUUGAGCUAACAGGAAGAACAGGUCAUGGGGCACACCAUUCUCCUGAGAAUGGGGGCUAUGAGCAAAUUCCUGAUUGAGAAUUUGAGAGAUGGCUUUUGGGUUUGAUAGCAACAAUGUGUGGUAGACAGAUGUAUGAUAUCUCUACAUACCAGCAGUUUUUGUUACGUGAUCCCGUUUAUAGUAUGCAUCAUCCAUUAAGGGUCGUGGCUUCUGAAAAUUAUUACUCAUUGUUGUCCUUGAAAUAUUGUUCUGCCUCAUUUACUCAUGAUGUAUUUAAAAAUCAGAAUUGCUGGCUAUUACCUCUUCAUUUUUGUUGGUUUUCCUAUGCCAGGAUAAAUAAGGUAGAUUAUGCUUCUUAGAUUAGCUUCUGGGCUAUGUUUUCCUUCCAUUUUCGAGGUGCAGUCUUAAUAUUGUUUAAAGUUCUGUCGAGCAUAGAUUAUUAUUGUUCUUCAUUUAAUAAGCCUU